This is a messenger RNA of Anolis carolinensis (green anole), 4472 nucleotides long. RefSeq names its product RTF1 homolog, Paf1/RNA polymerase II complex component (gene rtf1). Bases 125 to 2131 code for a protein of 668 amino acids. Gene Ontology annotation, molecular function: RNA polymerase II C-terminal domain phosphoserine binding; DNA binding. Gene Ontology annotation, cellular component: Cdc73/Paf1 complex. The transcript has 18 exons. NCBI's taxonomy places the organism in Eukaryota, Metazoa, Chordata, Lepidosauria, Squamata, Anolidae. The record is from RefSeq and is a predicted model, not a curated record.
UGCCCUUUGUGUCCCGGGCUGGUUGGUUGGCUGGCGGGCGAGCGGCAGGCAGGAUCCCUGGCUGGGUAAAGGCCCGGCCGUGAGGAGCAGAGUGUCGUGAGGAGCAGCAGCAGGAGGCGCCGUCAUGGUGAAGAAACGGAAACGGGUCCUCGUCGAUUCCGACAGCGAGGAUAGCGGCAGUGAGGAGAACCUGGACCAGGAGCUCUUGUCAUUGGCGAAACGGAAACGUUGUGACUCUGAGGAAAAGGAAACACCUGCUAGUAAACCUACAGCGUCUUCAGAUUCUGAGACAUCAGACAGUGAUGUUGAGUGGACUGUUGGAGGCUCUAAAAACAAAAAGAAAGUGAAAACUGGGAAAGGAGAAAAAAAAGGAGCCAUGAAGAAACAGAUGAACAAAGCAGCCUCAUCAGGCAGCUCUGAUAAAGAAAGCUCUGCAGAGAGCUCAGCACCUGAAGAAGGUGAAGUUUCUGAUUCUGAAAGCAACAGCUCUUGUUCCAGCUCAGACUCUGAUUCAUCAUCAGAAGAUGAGUUCACGGAUGGUUAUGGGGAUGACCUCAUGGGUGAUGAAGAAGACAGAGCUCGUCUAGAACAGAUGACAGAAAAAGAGAGAGAGCAGGAAUUGUUUAACCGGAUAGAGAAGAGAGAGGUUCUAAAGAGAAGAUUUGAAAUUAAGAAGAAACUAAAGACAGCUAAAAAGAAAGAAAAGAAAGAAAAAAAGAAAAAGCAAGAAGAAGAACAAGAGAAGAAAAAACUCACGCAGAUUCAGGAAUCGCAGGUAAUGUCACACAAUAAAGAGCGACGGUCAAAACGAGAUGAAAAAUUGGAUAAGAAAUCCCAGGCUAUGGAAGAAUUGAAAGCUGAAAGGGAGAAACGGAAGAACAGAACAGCUGAGUUGCUGGCAAAGAAGCAACCAUUAAAAACAAGUGAAGUCUAUUCAGAUGAUGAAGAGGAAGAAGAGGAUGAUAAAUCUAGUGAAAAAACUGAUCGUUCAUCCAGGUCUUCAUCUUCUGAUGAAGAAGAAGAAAAAGAAGAAAUUCCUCCAAAAUCGCAACCAGUAUCUUUGCCUGAAGAACUGAACCGUGUUCGAUUAUCACGACACAAACUGGAGCGAUGGUGUCACAUGCCUUUCUUUGCCAAGACAGUCACUGGCUGCUUUGUGCGCAUUGGCAUAGGAAAUCACAAUAGCAAACCGGUUUACAGAGUGGCAGAAAUAACUGGUGUUGUUGAAACUGCCAAGGUUUAUCAGCUUGGGGGUGCCAGGACAAACAAGGGAUUGCAGCUACGGCAUGGUAAUGACCAUCGUGUGUUCCGUUUAGAGUUUGUCUCCAAUCAAGAAUUCACAGAGAGUGAAUUUAUGAAGUGGAAAGAAGCUAUGUUCUCUGCUGGGAUGCAGCUGCCCACGCUAGAUGAGAUAAAUAAGAAGGAAGUGUCCAUUAAAGAAGCCAUCAACUAUAAAUUUAAUGAUCAGGAUAUUGAGGAGAUAGUAAAAGAGAAAGAGAGGUUCCGGAAAGCACCAUCAAAUUAUGCUAUGAAGAAAACACAACUUCUUAAAGAGAAGGCCAUGGCAGAAGACAUGGGGGAUCAGGACAGGGCUAAGCAGAUUCAGGACCAGCUUAAUGAGUUGGAUGAGAGAGCAGAAGCUCUGGAUCGCCAGCGAACAAAAAAUAUUUCAGCCAUCAGUUACAUUAAUCAGAGAAAUAGAGAAUGGAAUAUUGUGGAAUCUGAAAAAGCCUUAGUGGCAGAAAGUCGUAGUAUGAAAAACCAACAGAUGGAUCCCUUUACUAGGCGGCAGUGUAAACCCACAAUAGUUUCUAAUUCCAGAGAUCCCGCUGUCCAAGCUGCUAUCCUUGCCCAGCUAAAUGCAAAAUAUGGAUCGGGUGUAUUGCCAGAUGCUCCAAAGGACAUGACCAAGAGUCAGGGCAAAGACAAAGAUGUGAAUUCAAAAUCGGCCAGUGACCUCUCAGAGGACCUUUUCAAAGUACAUGAUUUUGAUGUAAAGAUUGAUCUCCAGGUUCCCAGCUCAGAGUCCAAAACACUGGCCAUCACCUCCAAAGCUCCCCCCGCAAAAGAUGGUGCUCCCCGACGAUCGCUGAAUUUGGAGGACUACAAAAAACGGCGGGGGCUAAUUUGAGCCCCUUCUCCCUGCUUCUGAUCCUGCAUGCUACAAGAUUUAUUUUCUUCCCUCCCUCUUCCAUUUGCCCUUUUGGAUUGGAGCAGCACUAGAGUUGGGAAGAGACUCUUUAAAUAGUGCCAGCCAUCUGUAAUAUAAACCAUUGACUCUUCACUGUAUAGACCUCCUUUUCUGCCCUUUCUUCUUGCCACCCACAAAUAUGGAUCUGUGCUAUUUUUAGGGGGGUGUUUUUUAAUGCAGCUGUUUGGGGUUAGCUGUGUGUAUUCAGUGUUAACUCGGAGUCCGGAUUUCUGCAGGAACCUAUUGGUGGAAGAAGCAGUGUUGGCACUUGGCUGUCUCACCACCACAAGCAAGGCAAGUCGAAGCAGUGGCACAAGACCUCUUGUGAAGGUCACCUGCACUUUCCCCCGUCUUUUCUUUCUCCCUGACUGCUGGCUCUGGAGAAGGGCAUAUUUACAAACUGGUUUAGUUGGAAGUGUACAUUUUUGUGGGAAUGGGCGGGUUGUGACAAUUUUUUCCAGGUAGUUUUUUUUAAUCAUUUUUAACCGGCAGUAAAUUUGUAUCUGUCUAUCACAGUUCUUUAAAGCUGUCUUGGAUUUCUACCAGCUACAUUUUAGCAUCUGAAACAGCAGAGGAAACUUAGUAAAUGUUUUUUGUUAAAAAAAAAAAAAAACCUACACACACAACAAAAGCCUGACUGACGUUUACUAUGUAACCUCUCAUAUAUGUAUUUCAUCUUCCCUCUUCUGGUAAAACCAGUUCAUCCUCCUUGACUGCUUAGAUAUUUCUCUCCUUCCUCAACAGUAUCUAUGGAAUACUUUGUUUUGUUCUGCCUCAUUAUCGCCUGAUCUUUUCCAGACCUAAACUUUAUUGUUAUAAUUAUGAUUUUCUUCCUAUUUUAAUUUCCGGUUUAUGAAAUCUUAUUUUCUAAAUGGGAAGGAUACAGUAUAAAUAACAAACUGUAAAAGAGCAGUUCUUUGACCCUAUAUGUAACUGGUACAACAUGUGCAGUUCAACUCUAGCACAAGGAUUGUAUGUAUGGAAUGUUUGAAUAGGAACAAGAUGACUGCUUGAUAAUCACUCAGGUGUAAAGAUCAAAAUGUAAAUAAAUGACAUUUUAUCAAAAAGCUCUUCGAAAUGAGCUGCAGUGGAUUAUAAUGAACUGAGAACUACAUACAGCGGUAACACCAGGUAACAAGUGUCAGUGCUGGAAAGUGCUGACUCUGGUUCAGGAAAAAUCUCUCUUUACAACAAAAAGCAAGCCCACAAAAUCUUUGCUUACAUCUGAAUAGGAGUUUGCAUUUUUGGCUGUGAUCUUUGGGAUCCCUCUUGAUGCUUUAACCCUUUUCUUCCUUCCUUAUUUAAGACUAGGGAGACAUAACUGUGUAAAACCUGAUGAAAUGAAAAGGGGAGGUGGUGUAUUCUCCUAAAGUGGGUUUUUGUCAAGUUGUGUGAACUGCGUGGCUUUAUUUACUGGAUAGUCUACAGCUUUGUGGACUAUUUUGUAAAUGUGUAUCAUUUUGUUUUCUGCUUUUUUCUUUUUCUAGCUACUGUUCUCAGACUUUUGCAGACCUUUAUUUACACAUGUACUUCUAAAGUGAAUUUCUAGAUUCUACCAGUGUAUAGCUGUUUGGGAGCCAUCAUGAUAUCCUUUGUAGAUAUGCAUCUCUAUCACUUGAUUUUUGCAAGCAACUUAAUCUGUAGACGCCAGUGUUUCCAAUACCAACAUUUCUAAUGUAGAAAAAUGUAACCACCAACCCCUUGAACGGCUGUGAUUGCUCACCAGUUUCUACAAAGCUGUGACCUAGGAGCAAGGGAAGAGUAGGCAGAGUUUAACUAAUGGUCUAAUGAUCCCACCUAAUUAUAUCAUGGCAGGCUACAACAGAUGUUUGCAACAGAGGUACACAUCCCGAUACUGAACUCCAUAAUCAAAGUACUGAAAACCUCCUUAAAUUGUAAAUAUGUAUCAGUUUCCCCUUUUCUGGUUGGAUUAGAGGAGAUGAUUAAAUCAGAAAAUGGAAUCCUAUUAUGGACAAAAGUGACUGAGAUAACUCUCAUGUAUCUUCUGCUUUGAGCAGAAGCAAUGGAUGGGUCUUAGUCCACCACCUUUUUUUUCACUGAGAAAAACAUAUUGAGAGAGUAUUUUUUUCUCAAAUAGCUAUGAAAUUAAUUGUGUAUGAAGGUGUAACAUUUUCUCCUCUGUAAAUGCAUGUGACUGAGUGAUGACAACAUAGGCUCAUUGGGAGGGAUGGGUUUAUUUGCUUUAAUUCAUUGAUGUCUUGGCAGCAUUUGUUACAAAUGUAUAGACUUCUAUAAAUAAACUUUGGUUGGUUUUAAUAAA